Molecule: messenger RNA, 3060 nt
Organism: Xiphias gladius (swordfish)
Lineage: Eukaryota; Metazoa; Chordata; Actinopteri; Istiophoriformes; Xiphiidae
Product: solute carrier family 41 member 1-like
Exons: 11
Coding region: 475-1941 (488 amino acids)
Biological process (GO): monoatomic cation transport
Cellular component (GO): plasma membrane
Molecular function (GO): monoatomic cation transmembrane transporter activity
Source: RefSeq, a predicted model, not a curated record
UGCUUUUGUUUAUUCCUCGCUUUAGUCACCGGUCGCUAAACGCCUUCCUUGGUUAGCCUUCCUCGGAAUGAAUGACAGACCGAUGCGUGGGUGAAUCGGCGGGCUGCCCUCCGUUACUCAUCGGCUCUUCGCCGGUGCGCAUCGGACUCAACGUGCAGAACUCGCCCUGAGCUCGUCGCAGAAAAUGGAAAGUGCUCUCGGACGAGUGGCGAGAGUUUCCCAGAGCGCGGUUUCGGCAUUUUUAAACGACGCGGUUGAUACCUGCAGGUUAGCUCGAAGUACUUGACGCGAUGCAGAGGAUUUCAUGUGACACUCAUCCACUCACUGGAUGUUUCUACUAGAUAACGUAGGCCGUUAGACUGGCUUUACACUUCAUCCACCACGUUGUGUGUUUACACAAGAAGCCACACGUUACACUGCCGGUCAGAAGAUUAAACCAACACUGUCCCAACUGUCACAGCCACCACCGCCAUCAUGCCCGUUGAGGAUAAACCAUCACAUCAGACCCGCCAGAGGAAAAAGAACAAAAAGUCCCGCUCCAAGGGGAAGAGCCCCAGUGGCAGUCCUGGUGCCCACUUGGGAGGCACAUUAGACCGCCAGGAUGACCUCAUCUUACCCCCCGCCCUCCAGCCGCCUCCUAAAAAGCGGGCAGAGGAGAGGCCGAAAGUGUCAGUGGCUAAGUUGGUGGAGGAGUCGUCCAUAGCUAUCUGUCUUCAGGUGCUUUUUCCCUACCUGCUGGCUGGGAUGGGCAUGGUGAUGGCCGGCAUGGUGCUGGACAGUGUUCAGCACUGGGAGGUGUUUAAGGUGAUAACAGAGAUUUUCAUCCUGGUGCCUGCGCUGGUUGGACUCAAAGGAAACCUGGAGAUGACCCUGGCCGCUCGCCUCUCCACUGCUGCCAACACAGGCCAAAUGGACGACCCUGAUAAACAAUGGACCAUGGUGUGCAGCAAUCUGGCACUAAUACAGGUUCAGGCCACAGUGGUGGGCUUCCUCGCAGCGUUGGCCGCCGUGUGUUUAGGAGCACUUUCCAGAGGAGGUGUUGAACUGGACCAGGCAGCUGUUUUGUGUGCCAGCAGCAUCACCACUGCCUUUGUAGCUGCUCUCUCUUUAGGCCUGGUGAUGAUUGGAGUGAUCAUCGGCUCCAGGAAGGUGGGGAUCAACCCUGACAAUGUGGCCACCCCCAUCGCUGCAAGUCUGGGGGACUUGAUCACACUGUCCCUGUUGGCCGGGGUCAGCAGCACGCUCUACGAGUAUAUAGAUAUAUGGUACCUGUCCCCCCUGGUGUGUCUGGUCUUCUUGGCUCUGAUCCCACUCUGGGUGGUGGUGGCUCGACAGAGCCCUCAGAUCAGGGAGGUUCUCCGCUCAGGGUGGCAGCCUGUUAUAGUAGCCAUGUCUAUUAGCAGUUUUGGAGGCCUUAUACUGGACAAGACAGUGAGUGAUCCUAACUUUGAGGGCAUAGCUGUCUUUACACCCGUCAUUAACGGAGUGGGUGGUAACUUGGUGGCCAUCCAGGCCAGCAGGAUCUCAACCUACCUGCACUUUUGGAGCAUCCCAGGUGUGCUGCCCUAUAAGAUGAGGCAGCACUGGCCCAAUCCCUGUAUUACCUUCUUCUCUUCAGGGGUGAACUCCAAGUCGGCACGCGUGUUGCUGAUGCUGGUUAUCCCUGGUCACCUGGUCUUCCUCUACGCCAUCUCUCUGCUGCAGGGAGAGGAGGCACCCAUCACUAUAGCCUUCACCAUCUGCUACCUAUGUGCUGCUCUGUUACAGGUGGCUAUCCUCCUUUAUGUUGCCGACCUCAUCGUCCGUUUGAUGUGGAGAAGGAGUCUGGACCCUGACAACUUCUCCAUCCCCUACCUGACUGCCCUUGGGGACCUGCUGGGCACUGGCUUCCUGGCCCUGUGCUUCCGCUGCGUCGCGCUAGCUCAGAGCCUGGGUCUAUAAAUUUUUCCCCUUUACCCUGAAUUCUUAGCCAGCCACUGUCUUGUUGCACCAAUUUUGUUUCCACAGAUAUGCUUUUAAUUGGAUUUUCAUAAAGCAUUUUCUGAUCUUUAUUGCUGGGCCAGUUCAUACCAAGGAAUUUGUCUUUGUCACAAAUUCAAACCUUUACGCUGGUGGAGACAGCACAUCUGACACCCACCCAUUUACAUCUGGGUGUAGGGUUAGCUGCCUAUAACAAGUCAAGCCCUCAGCUGGAUGUAAUUCUUUUAUUUGAGUGCAGAAGACUUUAAAGUAUUUAGAAGUUUUACUUGGUUGUCCUUCAGAACCUUUACCACAAUAUAUUGAACUUUAGUUUAAAAUCAUUCCUCUUUAUCAGUCUGUCAUUUCAUUUUCCUGCACUUACGAGAUUUGAGUUUGGUGGCUGUGUGCUCACCUCAUCGUCUCUUUGGCUUUAUCAGAGGAAUAUGUAGCAGCUUUACAUCAUAGCAGCAUGACAUUAUGACAGCAUAUCAACUGUGUAGGCCAGUAGAAAAGUUUUUCAACGGCCUUUACUUUGCACAAUUGGUGCGUUUGUGGAAAUCAGUUUGUACUUGAAUAGAACAAACAGACUUAAAGCAGUCUGGGCGGCUUUACUAUGCAUCAAUAUAUGAGUUUGGAACCAUCAUUACUUAUUUAGAACGAAAGGGAUAGAUGUUGUUUUCAUGCACAUCAGGCUAAAUACCUGUAACACAGGAGAAUAUUUCAUCAUCACAUGAAAAAACUGAAUCUCCAUUAUAAUCCAUAUAAUGUACUGUGCAUAUUAAUAAUGUAAUGUGUAGUCUGAUAACCAAAAUAACCCCAAAUUUCUAAAGGUUUUCUCGUAAUUAAUUUUUAAGACAUUUUUAGACACCGUUGUAACAGAGUCUGACAAACAGAGAGCCUGAGGUAUUUUCAUGGCCAAAGCCAAAGCACAUGGCUGCACGGUGGAAACAGCCUCAUUAGUAGUUGUGGUUGGAGUUUUUAUCAGUCAUGAACAAUGGAAUCCCAUCUUCCCUCGCGGCUUCAUGAUGCAGGGGACAGUGCGAAGCGGCUCCACCUCAAGCACUUCUUGCAAACAGUGACGGAUGUGUAGGAGGUGCAGAU